AUGAAUUCCCAACUUCAAGCUUGCAUCGACCAAGUCGAAAAGGAUUAUGCCGUCGACAAGAAAUUGCUUUGUGAUGCUUUUGAUGCAUUCAUCAAGCUGAUGGAUGAAGGUUUGACCUCUAAGGAACAAAAGAGAGAGUGCAUGCCCAUGAUCCCCACCUUCGUCAGUCGAAUUCCUACGGGAAAGGAGAAUGGUUUGUACCUUGCUGGUGACCUUGGUGGUACCAACUUCAGAGUGUGCUCGGUGAGACUCAAUGGCGACCACACCUUUUCGUUAACUCAGUCGAAAUCGAGAAUCCCCUCUGAGCUCAUGAAGGGUAAUCAAGGCUUGGAGCUCUUCCGUUAUCUUGCCAAAAAAGUUAGCGCUUUUUUGAAUGAACACCACGCCGAGUACUCGUGUGCUACUGAUGGUCGUUUAAAGCUUGGGUUCACUUUCUCAUUCCCUGUCAAUCAACAGGCUUUAGACAAAGGUACCCUCCUCAGAUGGACUAAGGGUUUCGACUUGCCUAACGUCGUUGGUAAGGACAUUGUUGAGUUGUUUCAACUUCAAUUGGAUGAAUUGGACGCCCCUGUUGAUGUUGUGGCCCUUGCCAAUGACACUGUCGGUACAUUAUUACUGAGAGCUUACUCCAAUGAUAUUUCCAAGUCGAAUGCUCAUACCGUCAUUGGGUGUAUUUUCGGUACUGGUACAAAUGGUGCAUACUUUGAGCUGGCCGACAAGAUCAAAAAGAUUGAUGUCCCAGGAAAUGGCAUGGUUAUCAAUACCGAAUGGGGCUCCUUCGACAACACUUUGCAAGUAUUGCCAAGCAACAGAUUUGACACUAUUGUCGAUUCAGAAACCGCUAACAAGGGCUAUCAUCGUUUUGAAAAGCGUAUUUCCGGUAUGUUCCUCGGUGAAUUGUUGCGUGUGACCCUCAAGUGCCUUGCUGAUGAUGGCCAAUUAUUUGCGAAGCUUAAGGAAGAACGUGGCGGUAGUCUUCCCCAUCGUUUGGAAGAACCGUGGCAGUUAGACUCUCAAGUUUUGCUGUACCUUGAAAUUGACGACUCCACCGAACUUAGAAUGUCGGGUCUCAUUCUUGAAAAUGAGUUGAGAUUGACUACCACCUUCGAGGAAAGAUUGGCCAUCAGAGCUAUUACUCGUGCCAUCUCUAAGCGUGCUGGAUUAUUAUCUUCAAUUCCGAUUGCUGCCAUUGUCUCAAGAGUCAAGGACCGCUACAAGGAUGACGAUAGAGAUUUCGAAGUUGGCUGCGAUGGUCUGGUUGUUGAGUUUUACCCUGGUUUCCAAGAUCGCGUCUACGAGGGUCUUGGUAUGAUUGACGCUUUGAAGGGUCUCAACAAGAAGGUCUACUUGCGCAUCGCCAAGGAUGGUUCGGGAGUCGGCGCUGCUCUCUGCGCUAGUACCGUAGACAACUGA
Messenger RNA from Diutina rugosa, 1413 nucleotides. RefSeq names its product glucokinase (gene GLK1). Gene Ontology annotation, molecular function: glucokinase activity; D-glucose binding; mannokinase activity. The record is from RefSeq and is a predicted model, not a curated record. NCBI's taxonomy places the organism in Eukaryota, Fungi, Ascomycota, Pichiomycetes, Serinales, Debaryomycetaceae. Gene Ontology annotation, biological process: glucose 6-phosphate metabolic process; glycolytic process; intracellular glucose homeostasis. Bases 1 to 1413 code for a protein of 470 amino acids. The transcript has a single exon. Gene Ontology annotation, cellular component: mitochondrion; cytosol.